Molecule: messenger RNA, 1632 nt
Organism: Daphnia pulex (common water flea)
Lineage: Eukaryota; Metazoa; Arthropoda; Branchiopoda; Diplostraca; Daphniidae
Product: trypsin-1-like
Exons: 10
Coding region: 167-1420 (417 amino acids)
Biological process (GO): proteolysis
Molecular function (GO): serine-type endopeptidase activity
Source: RefSeq, a predicted model, not a curated record
ACUCAGAAGAGUCUUGCGGUUGUUGGCUGAAACUUCACGACAACUCGUCCAUUCUCGAGUUGAGCGUCUCUCAACUCUCGCAACCGAAUCUGCCUGAAUAUUUACCAGUCGAGGAUCUUCGCUUCAACCGUUUCAGUUUGAACCCAUUGAAACAAUUAUCCAAGUUAUGACGGCAUCGAUCCUUUUCCUAUUGGCCCUGGUUGCCAUGAUGUGCUGCUCCUGUCCAGUCAGCGGCCUCGUCUACCAAACCAGAGAUGCCAUCAUCAUGGAAGACGAAAACAUGGGAGGCGACGACGAGUAUUACCAAUCGACCAACCUGCCGAGCAACACCUUCAUGUUGAAGGAACGCUCGUGUUUCACAAACGAAGGAAGCAUCGGCACUUGCACUUCGCUGCGAUCCUGUUAUCCCACCAUCAAAUUAUCUCAAGUCAACCAAGAGGAAAUGUGGGUCAUGUUCACUCGUGGGACUUGCAGCUACGGCGGAGAAAACGGCAAACAGAUGUACGGAGUCUGUUGCCCGAAACAAUCCAGUGGGGUCCGCAAUUCUUAUAUGUCCACUAAUCCGUACACCAGGCCGACAAAUAUUUACUCGUGGCUGCAGAAUCCGUACAGGCCGACAAAACCCGUGACGACGAUGACCAAUGGAUUGGCCGAACAAUCCGCGGAUAAGCAAUCCACCUGUGGCGCUGGGCCGACAAAGACGCUGAGCUUCGACGAGCAGCGCAUCGUCGGCGGCACUGACGCCCAAAAGAAUUCGUGGCCCAGCAUCGUUUCGCUGAGAUUAAACGGCCAAUUUUUCUGCGGCGGAUCUCUGCUUAGUGAUAAUCAAAUCCUGACGGCCGCUCACUGCGUCGACCGGUUAACCAAGGAGACGAUUCCGCAAUUGACUGUAGACUUUGGCAUGCACCGGUUGAACCCAAACGACGCCCAUGUGACGAAAAAGGUCCGCCGAUUGACGAUUCACAAGGACUGGGAUGAUAAAACAAACGCCAAUGACAUCGCCCUCUUGACGCUAGCCUCACCCGUGACUUUCACGCCGGCCAUUUCACCCGUCUGUUUGCCGGAGACGAGCGAGCAGUACGCCUACAAAGAUGCGGCCAUCGUCGGAUGGGGGACAGUGAAAGAAGGUGGGUCUUUGCCUACCGUCCUGAAGCAAUCGACCGUCAAGGUACUGGCCAAUUCGAAAUGCAAGCAAAGUUACCCUACCAUUACCGGCAAUCAGCUCUGCGCUGCCGCCCCCGGGACAGACACUUGCCAAGGUGACAGCGGUGGUCCCCUAUUCGUGCGAUCGUUGGGGGGUUCUUGGACCCAAACUGGAAUCGUCAGCUACGGAAUCGGAUGUGCCAGACCGAAUUACCCCGGCGUUUACACCAGAGUGACUGCGUACAGACAAUGGAUCCGAUCGUACGCAAAAGUCUGAUCGCCUGCCGAAUGCGACAUCUCUAGUGGAUUUUGAACGACUUUUUAAGCAACAAGAUAAACGACGAUAAAAGAUAAAGCGAAAACAAUAGAGUGCACUAUCUUGUUUAUAUUCAACAAAACAACAAAAUAAUUUUGUUGGAUAAUUCCCAGUUUUUGAUUUGCCAAGAAAAGCCUUUUGCAAAGAUGAGAAUAAACAUACGGAAAUUUCAA